This is a messenger RNA of Nasonia vitripennis (jewel wasp), 2195 nucleotides long. RefSeq names its product UTP--glucose-1-phosphate uridylyltransferase (gene UGP). The transcript is spliced from 10 exons. The record is from RefSeq and is a predicted model, not a curated record. Gene Ontology annotation, biological process: glycogen metabolic process; UDP-alpha-D-glucose metabolic process. The coding region runs from base 351 to 1883 and encodes 510 amino acids. Gene Ontology annotation, molecular function: UTP:glucose-1-phosphate uridylyltransferase activity. Gene Ontology annotation, cellular component: cytoplasm. NCBI's taxonomy places the organism in Eukaryota, Metazoa, Arthropoda, Insecta, Hymenoptera, Pteromalidae.
AGUGUAUGUGUCUUGGCAGCAUCAACAUGGCAGCGUAAAUAGACGCGUGUGCACACAUGCUCGCGUGCGUGUGUAAUUUUGAGACUCGUCGCGGCGAGAGAGAGAGAGAGAGAGAGCAAAACGUCCUCGAAUUCUCGAAGUAUAGCAUAGUCGUAUAGUUAUAAUUUUCGGCGACCCCUUGCCGACCUUCGCCGUAUAACUCGAGUCUGAUACUCUGAUUCUCAGAGGACAAGAGCCAGCUCUAUCACCGACUUCUUGCUCCGAACGUGUUCCUUCGAGCUUCCUCGCUUGAAACAGCCAGUGCAUUGUGCGCAGGAGAGACAAGUUGAAUACACAGAGAAGAGCCGAAGAUGUUGAGUGUCGACGACAGAAAGACCAGAGGUCAUCAGCGCAGUCCGUCGGACACGCAGGCGUUCAAGGAAAGAACGAAGCGAGAUGCUCUCAUUGAUCUGGAGACUGAGCUGAGCAAAAUUUCGGCCUCUGCUACCAACCCACUCGAGAAGGAAGCCAUCGAACAACAGAACGAUGGUUUCAAGCGGCUUUUCGAGAGGUUCCUCGAGGAGGAUGGACCUUCGCUCAACUGGGACCAGAUUCAAAGAUUGCCAGAGGGGGCGAUUAAAAACUACGACAAUCUCCAAGACCCGGGAACGGAGGAGAUCAAACAGUUGCUGAGCAAAUUGGUCGUGGUGAAAUUGAACGGUGGUCUUGGAACGAGUAUGGGAUGCCACGGGCCAAAAUCCGUCAUUUCCGUUCGUAAUGGUCUUACGUUUUUGGACUUGACCGUUCAACAGCUGGAGAAUUUGAACAAAACCUACGGGUCCAACGUGCCUCUAGUCUUAAUGAAUUCCUUCAACACGGACGAUGAUACGCAAAAAAUCAUCAGGAAGUACAAAGGAAUCGAUGUUGAAAUCCACACGUUCAAUCAGAGCUGCUAUCCUCGUAUCAAUAAGGAAUCUCUGUUGCCAAUCGCUAAACACUGUAAAAUACACGACGACAUGGAAUCCUGGUACCCUCCUGGACACGGAGACUUUUACGAAAGUUUCAGGAAUUCGGGUUUAUUGAAAUUAUUCCUGGCUCAAGGGCGUCAAUAUUGCUUUAUUUCAAACAUCGACAAUUUAGGAGCUACGGUUGAUUUGAGAGUUUUGAGGCUACUGUUAGGACCUGAAAAUACCGCACAAAUUGAAUUCCUCAUGGAAGUGACAGAUAAAACGAGGGCAGACGUCAAGGGUGGCACACUAAUUCAGUAUGAAGAUAAACUUCGACUUCUUGAAAUAGCACAAGUUCCCAAAGAACACGUAGAAGACUUUAAAUCUGUGAAAACGUUCAAAUAUUUCAAUACGAAUAAUUUAUGGAUAAAACUCGCUGCUAUUGAAAGAAUUCUGGGUAGCGAUGGGCUUCAAUUGGAAAUCAUUGUAAAUAAUAAAACUUUUGAAAACGGUUUGAACGUGAUUCAACUCGAAACUGCAGUAGGUGCAGCUAUGAAAAAUUUCAACGGAGCUUGCGGUAUUCACGUACCACGUAGCAGAUUUUUACCCGUCAAAAAGACUUCAGAUUUGCUUCUUGUCAUGAGUAAUUUGUACAUAUUACGUAAUGGUUUCUUGUCAAUGUCACCGCAAAGGAUGUUCCCGACCACGCCUUUAGUUAAGCUUGGAGAUAACCAUUUUUCAAAGGUAAAAGAAUUUCUGAACAGAUUUCCAACGAUUCCUGACAUCUUAGAACUGGAUCACUUGACAGUUUCUGGCGAUGUCACAUUUGGCAGAAAAGUUACUCUAAAAGGAACUGUAAUCAUCAUAGCAAAUCAAGGAGAAAGGAUAGAUCUCCCAUCAGGCACAAUUCUCGAAAAUAAGAUUGUUUCUGGAAACUUGCGAAUUUUAGAUCACUGAUUUCAUUGUAUACGUGUAUUUGUAAUUAUUGAAAUUAGAUGUCCAUGUACGAAGUGCAGUCGAAAUACAAAAAUGUUUAUCUGUUCGGUGCAAGUGCUAUUAAGUCGUGAACAAUUUUAUAUAUAUAUAUAUUUUUUAAUUUGUAUUUGUUUUGGUUUUUAAAUUAUUGAAGAUUUUAAGCCGUUUAAUUCCUUGCAAUCGUACAUAGAGUUAGUAAAUUAGCAUUAGGUAUAUUAUUUUAUCUGAUUUAUGUUAAAAUUUGUUGAAUUUAUUAAUAAACACAGACCAAUUUAUGGUAAACUAUUUUACAAA